Drosophila persimilis is the source of this 1233-nucleotide messenger RNA. RefSeq lists its product as uncharacterized. Bases 1 to 1233 code for a protein of 410 amino acids. Gene Ontology annotation, molecular function: hydrolase activity, acting on carbon-nitrogen (but not peptide) bonds. Lineage: Eukaryota; Metazoa; Arthropoda; Insecta; Diptera; Drosophilidae. Gene Ontology annotation, biological process: carbohydrate metabolic process. The record is from RefSeq and is a predicted model, not a curated record. The transcript is spliced from 3 exons.
AUGAAGUGUUCUACUCUCCUCAUACUCAGCGUGCUGCUGUGCGCGGUCCUGCUCGGCGCUGCCCAGAAGCAGUCCGGCAAGUCCAAGGCCAAGAAGCUGAAGAACAAGCAGAAGGCCCCCGCCGAUCAGCCGAAGGAGCUCGUCCUGCCCAUGGCGGAGAGCUGCAAGGCCGCCAACUGCAAGCUGCCCGAAUGCCGCUGCUCGGACACGGUCCUGCCGCGCUCCAAGUUCCAAGGCAAAGAGAGUGAGAUCCCCCAGUUUGUGACGAUCACCUUCGACGAUGCCGUGAAUGCGGUUAACUACGCCCAAUACGAGCUGCUCUUCAGCGAGCUGACCAAUCCCGAUGGCUGUGUGGCCACCGGCACCUUCUUCCUGUCGCACGAGUACACGGACUAUGUCCGCGUGAACGCUCUGUAUCGCGCUGGUCACGAGAUCGCCCUGCACUCGGUCACCCACGGCGACGGAACGGACUACUGGCGGGCUGCGGAUGUGGCCACCAUUGAGCAGGAGUUCGGCGACCAGCUGAAGAUGCUGGAGUCCUUCGCCAAGGUGGACCCCAAGAGUGUGCAGGGCAUGCGUCUGCCCUUCCUUCAGAUUUCCGGCAACAACACCUUCGCGGCUGCCAAGCGCCUGGGCCUGAGCUACGACAGCUCCUGGCCGACGCAGCAGUUCAAGGACCCGGCCAUGUGGCCCUAUACCCUUGACUAUCUUUCCAAGCAGGACUGUCAGAUUGGCCCCUGUCCGGAUGCUUCGAUUCCCGGAUUCUGGAUCAAUCCCAUGGUGACCUGGACCGAUACCGAGGGCUACAGCUGCUCGAUGAUCGAUGCCUGCGUCUAUCCGCCCGAGGACAAUGUGGAAGCUCUCUUCGCCUGGAUGCUGGAGAACUUCAACCGCCACUACGAGGGAAACCGUGCCCCCUUCGGAAUGUACCUCCAUGCGGCUUGGUUCGCUCGCGGCCGCAACUACUUUGCCGCCUUCAAGAAAUUUAUUCACCAUUUGAACACCUAUCCGGACGUCUAUCUGACUGGCAUUUCGCGCAUGCUGGAGUACGUGAAGAAACCCGUGCUCGGAGCCCCUUUCAAAGGCUGCCCCGCCAUGCCAGAGGCCGCCUGCCAUGCGGUCCAGUGCCACGUCCAGAAGGUGUCCACCGGCGAGGAGCGCUACAUGAAUGUCUGCGACAAGUGCCCGGCUGUCUAUCCCUGGCUGGGGAAUCCUUCAGGGCAGCAGCUGUAG